AUGCGUGGAAGGCUUGUUAUGGAGGGGUCGGUGGGCGUAUGCCUUUUUAGUGGCUGGCGUGCCCCUGAAGAAAUGUUGAUAACAAAUACUGGAAUGCUGCUGGAAUAUCUGAUCAAAUUUGAGCUUUGUGUGUAUGUCUGCAAUGUAGUCGUGAAUGUGGGUGGCUCCAUGAGCGGGUCCGCCGCUCAAACAUUCCAUGGCUCGCAUUUGACAUACCUUAUCAUCUUACUUUCUUCAAACAAUGGUACUAUGCGCAAUAAGAGUGUUUUGGUCACUUUGCUAACGAACGUACAACAGUACUUUUACGGAUUUUGGGAACCCAAGUUUCUCUCUGGUGCCGCACAAGCCGACCAAGGUUCAUCUCCUGCCCCGAUGGAACCCAGGUUCUCUGAGACGUCCACCUCGGUCUCUACUCGUCAUCAGAGCACUUUGGUAAGUGUAGCGCGAGGCAAGUAUUUGCGACGCACACGACUGACUUGCAUUCCAGGGCAAAUCGUGCAAGGUGCCAUACCGCGCAAAAAUGGUCCAUAG
Acaulospora colombiana is the source of this 531-nucleotide messenger RNA. NCBI's taxonomy places the organism in Eukaryota, Fungi, Glomeromycota, Glomeromycetes, Diversisporales, Acaulosporaceae. The record is from the annotation of a GenBank genome assembly.